Messenger RNA from Brassica rapa (field mustard), 2045 nucleotides. Its product is annotated as DUF724 domain-containing protein 8. The record is from RefSeq and is a predicted model, not a curated record. Lineage: Eukaryota; Viridiplantae; Streptophyta; Magnoliopsida; Brassicales; Brassicaceae.
GGCGAGAUAUACGCUUCUUUUUAAUAGUAGUCAAGCAAAAAUUUCAUCAAAACCGGACAUAAAAUAUACCCGAAAUCUAUAUUCACAGUUUUCAGACUCGUUUUUACUCUCUCAAAACUUUCAUUAAUUCUUACUUUUUUUACAUUACCCAUGAUAUACACAACAUUUAAAUGCUAUUCCACAAAAAAAAACAUCAAAAACGGACAAGAAUAACCUGUUUAUGAAGCUUCAAAUUCGCCAAUGGAGAGUGAGGAAGGAGAGCUUCACGCGGAGAAAGAGGGAAACUUGAAGACAUGUGGGCCAGGUCUUCUCUGAUUGGUUAAGGUUGUCUCUGGUGGGCCAUCUUGGUUGUUGGUUUAUUUAAGUGAAGAAAUAAAUGAGUUAAUGAGGUGGAAGAAAUAUAUUAAAGAAAUGAGAGGCUAAUUUGGUAUUUGCAAUGACAAUGGGGGUAUUGAGAAUAGAGAGGGGAUAUGAAGGUUAGUUUUUUUCUCAUGAGGGCAUCUGGAGUUAAAGUCUAAGUCCAGAGGAUAUUUAUUUUGUUAUGACUCUCUGUUCACCCACUCUCAGUUCUAGGGUUUCUAUUUUCCGACAAUGCCAAUGAAGAAAGGCGAUGAGAUUGAAGUCUCCUCACACGAAGAAGGUCUUAAAGGGUCUUGGUUCAGAGCCAUUCUUGAAACCUCUGUGCCUGUAUUUGGAAACAUAAGGCUUCAUGUGUCUUUCCUAUCGGACGAUGGCUCCAAUACUCGGAAAAUCACUUACCGGAGGUAUAUCCGUCCGGUUCCGCCGGAAAAUCUGUUCACGGAGGUGGAUUUCAAGGAAGGGUGUGUGGUGGAGGCGUCUCAGAGAGGUGGGUGGUGGACCGGUGUGUUUUUCAAGAAGAUAAGACCAUGAGAAAGCUUGGGUUUACUUCAAUUCACCACCGGAUCUGUUCCAGAUCAAGACAGAACAGCUCAGAGAGCAUUUUGACAGAGUCACGUGUGGGACAGACCACGAAAGAAGAGAUUUCUAUAUAAGACAUUAACAUUUAGCUGUGGAACCAUGGUGGAAGUGAAUGACACGGAUGAUGAUGAUGAGGUUGAUGUGUGGGUACCAUCGGUGAUUGUUAAGGUGAUGGGGGAUAAGAAGAGUUUCAUUGUCAAGCCUUUCAAGCACAUUAGCUGGGAUGAUGGUGAAACACCAAAACCAAACAGGACCGUUGGUUUAAGCAGCAUUAGGCUCACACCAGUCCAUGUUUCUGUUGAAAGAAGCUAUGGAUUGAUGGAGUCUGUUGAAGUGUUUCUUGAACCGGGAUGGCGUUCAGGGACGGUGACGAGUCUCCUCUGUGAGAAUAGGUACACUGUGUGUUUGAAUGCUACUAACGAGUCUUUGGUGUUCAAACACGAUGCUCUAAGGCCUUCAGGGGAGUCAAUAACCACACUGGUCUUGCAAAACACUAGUGAAGUAAAUGCUGCCAUCACUCCUCAAAUGUCUCUGAGCUCUGGGGAAAAUGGAGAGAAAGAGCUCAGUGAAACUGCAACUGAAUCAGUUUCAUCUCUAGCCCCUUCCCCGGCCAGAUCUGCGGGAACUGAGGAAAUCUCUGUUCAGCCGGAGAGCAGCGGAGAAGUUAACAACAAUCAAAAGAGGAAAAGAGAACAUAACCUUAGUUCUUCUACUCCUGGUGUUGAGGCCACAACCAUGGUUUUGCCUUUUGCGAAAAAGUCACAUCUCUGGAAGGAACUUGAAACAAUGGAAGUCUUCUAGAGAGCACCACCACAAAAUCCUCAUUUAAGCCUAGUGGUUGGGGAAAGUGAAGAACUUUAAGGUUAUUGGAGAACUUUAAGGAUCUUGAACCUGACGUUUCCAUGAGCCAACUAGAUAGCCUCAAGGUUUCCUUCGCCGAGCUAGAGAAACAUGGUUUCGAUGUUUCAGCGCCCCUGGCAAGGAUCAACAAACUGGUGGCUCUUAAAGAUACACAACUAAAGAAAAUGGAGGAGCAAAACGGUUUCAAUAGAAAGAUAAUGGCUCUGAAAGAAGAUUUUGGUGAAAAUGGAACACAGGAUUCUUGA